This is a messenger RNA of Thecamonas trahens ATCC 50062, 1116 nucleotides long. RefSeq lists its product as uncharacterized. The record is from RefSeq and is a predicted model, not a curated record. Lineage: Eukaryota; Apusomonadida; Apusomonadidae. The transcript has 2 exons. The coding region runs from base 1 to 1116 and encodes 371 amino acids.
AUGCUGCUCAAGUGGAUGAACGGGUGGGAGCGAGUCCUCUUUGUCGCUAUUGUGCUACUUGCCUUUGCUGGCAACGUGUUCAAUAUGGUCAUCAAUGGCCGCAAAUUGGUCGAGGCUCGCGAUCGGCCGGUGACAACCGCAUCCUUCCGUUCCCGCACCAAGGCUCCAGACGGAACUUUCCUUACCACAUGCUCGCUCAAUCCGCUCGAUCCAAUGGUGGCCGGAAUAUGCGAGAAGAACUUGUACAUGCCUACUGGCGAGUCAGCUCCCGAUGGCACGCCGCUCGUCGCCUUUGUUCCCACGUCUGUUCCGUGCAACGAAGUGGCCUACACGUAUUUUGGCUUUUCCUGCAUCGAUUAUCCGCUUGCAGACGUCUUCCCUAGCGCCACCAAUCCGACCUUCUCGUUCUCGAUCCGCGGCUCGACUCAGUUGUGCUUCAACGACAAGGCCAGAUGUGGCACGACCGCUGUGUAUGCCAUGAUCCGUUCCGCCGACCAGGAACUCGCUUCUUCGACAACACUAGCGGCCUUUAAGCCGCUCCCGCUGCCGACGCACGGCACGGCCUUCUUGCACAUCGGCAUGUCAACCAUACAGAGGCUCCAUCAGAAUGCCAUCACCAGCUUCCCUCUCUCCGCCACCGUCAUCCGCUCGUUUGAGCAAGAGCCGUCGCCAACUCUGCGGAGCUACACCAACGCCUCUUUCGGCAUCACCAUCGACCAGUUCUCGUGGGAUCUCGACGAGAUUGUAAGGACUGAGACCAUUGUGUUCGACAUUUUCGAUGCCCUCGCCUCGCUCGCCGCCAUCGCUUCGGUCAGUGUGGGUAUCAUCUACUACUUUUACCCGUCGUCGCUCAAGACGCCUGUCCACUUUCGCUUCGGUUCUCGCCGUGCGUACGAAAAGGCCAUCCACUCGGUGGCUGCCGCGGAGGCGGGAGUUCUUGUCGUGGGAGGCGCCCCUCACUCUCAUCGCCGCUCGUCGGUCAUACCCGUACAUGUCAGCGACUCGGAUGAAGCCGAUUCCAAUGACAACUCCAAGAUCAUUGUCACUCGCAUUGCAGACCAACGCUCGAGCUCCUCGAGCACCAACGACGCAGCCACCGCCAUUCCGGCGUGGUAG